Molecule: messenger RNA, 14242 nt
Organism: Cloeon dipterum
Lineage: Eukaryota; Metazoa; Arthropoda; Insecta; Ephemeroptera; Baetidae
Gene: Dhc1
Product: Dynein heavy chain 1
Exons: 70
Coding region: 143-14242 (4699 amino acids)
Biological process (GO): microtubule-based movement
Cellular component (GO): axonemal dynein complex
Molecular function (GO): dynein light intermediate chain binding; ATP hydrolysis activity; dynein intermediate chain binding
Source: RefSeq, a predicted model, not a curated record
GAAAAAGUCGCGGCGGUGGCGGUGGCAGCGGCGGAAGACGCACGGUGCCAUGGAAAAGAUAAUUUAGCCGAAUACGGAAAAUUAUACAUUGUCUCCGGCGCCGCCGUCUGCGUCACACUAACACCGACUUUUCUCCGCCGAAAUGGAGGAUGACGAAGAAAACAAGAAAAGGCGCGAAGAGUGCGAGCGGAAGGCUCGUCGCGGUGAGAUGGAUCCGCGGUUGGAAUUCACGUUCCAACUGCUGAUUGACGCCACUGGCCUCUCGAGGGGCGACAUCAUGGAUAAUGUAUUCGAGGGAAACAUGCUUGACGAGAUCAACCAGCUUUUCCUGCCGCACAUGAGAAACACUUUGCUUUGGUUCUAUCAGGAAGUGCCACAGGCUGAAACUGUGCCACCUGCAGAUCCUAAUAAAGCUGGCCCUUCAAGAGCUACGGCCCAAGCCGGACCCUCAACGAGCAAGGGCCACGCGCCAAUAGCGGCCGCCCCUGCACCUCCGGCCAAGAAAAAGCUGUUUCUCACCGAUGGCUGGAGCGUGCCGCUAACCGGCAUUUGCAUUUACAUGUUUCGACUGAACAUUAGCAAGCAGUUGCCUGAAGAAGGGUUUCACAAGGAUUUGUACUGUGGCGUGAUUGACGUGACACGAGUCGGUUUGGUCACCACUAUCGAGAGAAUUGUGGAGAACGUCUUCAUGGAGGCCCUGGCGCACCCCUCGCCUGAUGCGGAGGACGACGAGGCUAAUUGUCCUUUAGUGAGGAACCAGUUGUUGCCCAGCUUGAGAUCUUUCUGCAGUGCGCUUAGAGUUUGCGAGGAAGUGUGCCAGCAGAAGAACGUGUUUGAGGAUGAGAUCAACAUACUUGCGAAUGUCCAAAGUCCAGACGACGCAAGGGAAUAUGCAAAAAGUGUCGAGAACAUGACCCUGCUCGAGGAGCGCUUAAAAACUUGGAUGAAGAGGGUCCAUGAGGUCGUAAUGGAGAGUCAGCAGCUCAGAAGGGAAAACGACUCGACAGGUCCACAAGAUGAGUUAGAAUACUGGAAACGUCGUGGUGCUCAGUUUUCGCAGAUCGUUACGCACUUGCAAAGCCACGAGGUGCAAAUGACUCUGAUGUGUCUCCAACUAAACUACUCUAAAACAAUAAAAGCAUGGCGCGAGCUGGACAAGAAAAUCACAUUCUGUUACAACGAAGCUCGCGACAACGCCAAAUUCAUCCAGUCCAUGGAAAAAGUGUGCCACUCACUUUACCUGCACGACCCGGUGCAAAUGAAAGAAUCGAUUUUGAACCUGAUUCAAACCGUCCGGCUCAUACACAGCGUUUCUAAGUUCUACAACACAACCGAACGAACCUCUUCUUUGAUGGUCAAGAUCACGAAUCAAAUGAUCGAGACGUGCAAGUUAUACAUCACUUGCCGUGGCAAGGAAACCAUUUGGUCGCAACCUGAGGCGGAGGUGAAGGAAAAACUGCAGCACUGCAUCAAUCUGAACCAGGUGUACCAUUCUACGUACUUGACGGUGAAAAAUCAGCCGUUUUUGCCUGGAGCCACGCCAUUUGGCUUUUCUGAAAACUACGUUUUCGGCAAAUUUGACACCUUUUGCGAAAGGCUGAGCAGGAUAAUUACCCUGUUUGAUCUGGUGAACGACUACUCCCAGCUGUUUGAACGUAGAAUGGAAGGAUUACUUCUUGGCGAAGCGCUUGACGAGGCAAUGAGAAACUUUGACACAGCUAAAGGGGGAAUAAUGAACAAAGAGUACAACUAUUUGGACCACAGAAAUAAGGAAUUUGACGAGGAUUACGACUCCUUUAUGACCAAUAUUGAAGCUCUUAAAACGGGCAUUGGCAAUAUAAUCGAAAGGAAUUACGACACAGUUUGGGAAUCGCCUCAAGCAAUCAAAUUCUUAGAACGAUUUGAAAAGGUCAUCGAGAAAAUACCUCUCGCCAAAAUGGAUGAGAAGUACGAUCGUGUUUUGAGGUUUUGCGACCGCGAGGUGGACAGAAUUCACAAACUGUUUCGCAAACUGAAAUCUGACCCUCCCCUGCCACGCUAUUUUCCUCCUUUGGCAGGCCGCAUAAAGUGGGUGCGAUGCUUACAGUACCACCUACAGGACCUAGUCAACAGCAUUUCAAGCCACCACGUUUUACAAAGGUUGCCAGCCACAACUGAAUUGAUUGAGAAAUACAACAACGUUAAUGCCCACUUGAAAGCGUUUGAAGCAGAUGUGAUAAAAACUUGGACAAGUCAAACAAUUCGCCCAGUAGACGAAGGUUUGCGUCAAAAGCUACUGGCAUUUGACAAGGAGACGGGAAAGGUAGAAGUUAAUCUCGACUUCCGCUUGAUGGUUUUGAUAAGGGAGGCUGACUGCAUGGCUAAAAUGAGCAUUGAAGUCCCUAUCAUUGCAAUGACGCUUCUAACGAAGAGGAGCUAUUUUACGACGAUAAACGACUGUCUCGAAUUGCUGCUGAAACGGUUUGUGCAAGCCGUUCAAGCAGUUAAGCCGGACGUGCGGCCAUUAUUCUUGCCGCACAUGAUGCGAAUGGCCAGAAUGCUUUCGCCAGGGUUCCACACAAUUUCCUGGUCUGACCCUGCUUGGGAGGACUUUUACUUGAAAACCCUUCAAGCAGUCAAAAGUUUUGAGGUUCUUACAACCAGGGUUCAUGAUAUCUACUCGAACAGGAUUUUGUCGGUGCUAUCGUCGAUGCAAAGGGUCAAGAUGCACGCGCUUCCUAGCAGCGGAAAGCCGUGGAGCGUAGAAGAAUUCACGGACAGAAAUGAGUUCACUUGCUGCAGAGCGGCCACAGAGUUGCACAGGAAGAGCUUAAUGGUGGAGGAGGCUGUAGAGGAAAUUUUGGAUUUAGUGAAGAAAGCGGCGCCAGCUUUUAAAACAACGACAACCGAACUAGAUGAAUUUGACACCCUCAUGGAAGAAGCAAAAAGCGAGGAGGCAGAGCGAGACGAGGGUGCUGUGGAUGGGACUGCUGGAGGGACGUCUGCAAACAGUGCAGCUUCACCGCAGCAGGACUGGAGCAUCGUGUCCGAGUGUUUCGACCAGCCACACAUCGUCAUGAAAAGCGGCACCCUGUCCAAGGCACUGCAGGACGUGGUGCGCAACGCCGUGAGUGAAAUGCGCCGCUACUACAGCCGCAAGGUGAUCGACGUGCUCAUAAAAGUGACAAAAAUGUCAUUGGACUCACUUAGGCGAAGGUUUAUCAACGACCAGGAGACAGCAUCAAAGUCAUCCCCAAAUCCAGUUUUCAUAAUUUACAUCUCGCUCGUAAUCCCCAACGUAGCGAUAAAACCGAAUUUGGACGAAAUCCAGGAAGCUCUUACGAAUGCUGGUCGUAAUAUUACAAACGUGGCUAAAGGAGUUGGCCUGUGGACGGGCGGCAAAUUUCAGCAGAAGCAAGUGUGGCGCAAACUGGCCAUGCGACCUCCGGGCGCUUUAAGUGACCUGGUUUCACAAAUCGAACAGGGCACGCAGCAGCGAAACAAAAAAGACGACCCCAAGAAACGCCGCCGCCGCAUUUACAAAGUGGCCUCCGAGGAAAAGCUCAAUUUUCCGCAUCAGCAGAAAAACUUUUUCAGCUUUAUAAUCGAGAACAAGGAGGUGAUGAAAAUGCUCACUAUGCUGUCCACCUGUACCAUGGACAUCAAAGCUGAAUUCACGUCUUAUUUGGAGCGAUGGAAGCCGUACAAGACCCUUUGGAAAAGCGACCAAGACCGAAAAGAUAUGCUCCAGGCCGGGCUGCAAGAUUUCGUGAACCUCCUUCGCUACCACGGCGAACUUGAGGCAGAGCUCAACGUCGAGUCAGACAUGCAUUACUUUGGACAAAGCGUCGUGGUUUCAGCUGAAAAACUAAAAUUUGGACUGCUGACGGAGAUAAAAGCGUGCACGUAUAGAAUUGGUCAAGCACUGCGCAAAAAGUACAAAAGGGAAAUGGAUUAUGUGUACGCGGUGGUUAGCGAAAUGGACAGGAAGUUGGACAGGCCGAUCAGAGAUCUGGACGAUGUGCGUGUCAUUAUGGACACUUUGAAGAAAAUUCGAGACCAAGAAGUAGACAUGGAGCUCAGAAUUGAUCCGAUCGAGGAAGCGUUUAAUGUUAUAUCUCGAUAUGAAAUCCCUGUGGACCGAGAAGAGUUGGACCAGAUAGACAACCUGCGUUAUACCUGGCAACGUCUCGUAAAACGGGCCCUCGACGUUCACUGCUUGCUGCUGAAUAUGCAGCCGCGGUUUGAAGAAGACCUGCGAAAGAACCUUCAAAGAUUCCGCUUGGACAACAUCCAGUAUUGCCACGAGUAUCGCACUUCUGGACCAAUGAUGCCAGGUCUUACGCCUAGAGAAGCUUCAGAUAAACUGAUUGUGUUCCAGAAUCGCUUCGAUGGAAUGUGGAGGAAACUACAGACGUACCAAAGUGGAGAGGAGCUUUUCGGGCUGCCCCAAACGGAGUAUCCUGAGCUAGCUCAGAUCAGAAAGGAGUUGAACCUUCUGCAGAAAUUAUACAAGCUGUACAACGAUGUGAUUGACCGAGUCAGCAGCUACUACGAUAUUCCUUGGGGCGACGUCAACAUAGAGGAAAUCAACAAUGAGCUUAUGGAAUUCCAAAAUAGGUGUCGUAAAUUGCCGAAAGGAUUGAAAGAGUGGCCUGCUUUCCACGCUUUAAAGAAAACCAUCGACGAUUUCAACGAUAUGUGUCCUCUAUUGGAGUUAAUGGCCAACAAGGCGAUGAAGCCAAGGCAUUGGCAAAGAAUCAUGGACUCCACCAAGCACAAUUUCGAGUUGGACAGCGAAGGAUUCUGCUUGAAGCACAUUUUGGAGGCACCUUUGCUUGAGUGCAAGGAGGAUAUUGAAGACAUAUGUAUUUCCGCCAUGAAAGAAAAGGACAUUGAAGCCAAACUGCGACAAGUGACUAAUGAAUGGUCUAUUCACGAGCUCACUUUCAUGACGUUCAAUAACCGAGGCGAACUUUUGCUUCGAGGCGACACAACUGCUGAGACUAUUGGACAGCUUGAGGACAGUCUUAUGGUCCUUGGAUCACUCUUGUCCAACAGAUACAAUGCACCAUUCAAAAAGCAAAUUCAGCAGUGGGUGUCGGAUCUGUCAAACACAAACGAGAUUCUAGAACGCUGGCUCUUGGUGCAAAACAUGUGGGUUUACUUGGAAGCCGUUUUUGUGGGUGGAGACAUCGCCAAACAACUUCCAAAAGAGGCUAAGCGUUUCAGUAAAAUCGACAAGUCGUGGCAAAAAAUAAUGCAAAGGGCGCACGAGACACCGGGGGUAGUGGCCUGCUGCGUGGGCGAUGACAUGCUCAAGCAACUUUUGCCGCACUUGCAGGAGCAACUUGAACUUUGCCAGAAGUCGCUUAGCGGGUAUUUGGAGAAGAAGAGGAUGAUGUUCCCGCGCUUCUUCUUCGUGUCUGAUCCAGCUCUGUUGGAAAUCCUGGGCCAGGCCUCCGACUCCCACACAAUUCAAAACCAUCUGCUUUCGAUUUUCGAUAACACGCGAUAUGUCAGAUUCCACGACAUUGAAUAUAAUAAAAUUCUUGCCAUUGUGUCUUCUGAAGGGGAAACCAUUCAGCUGGAGAAGGCAGUUCGAGCUGAGGGUAGUGUAGAAACGUGGUUGACGGCCCUGCUUCAGACAUCGCAAGCUUCCUUGCAUUCAAUCAUUCGUUCGAGCCACACAAUGAUCAACGAUGCCAACUUCAACUUGCUCGCUUUUCUGGACAAAAUGCCAGCGCAGAUUGGUUUACUUGGUAUCCAAAUGAUUUGGACUCGCGACUCAGAAGCAGCUUUAAUGCAAGCCAGAGCAGACAAGAAGGUCAUGGGCGAAACGAAUAACAGAUUUUUGGAACUUCUGAAUACAUUGAUCGACCAGACCACCAGAGAUUUGACGCGAAUUGAGAGAAUAAAAUUCGAAACUCUCAUCACUAUCCACGUCCACCAGAGAGACAUUUUCGAUAUUAUGUGUCGCAUCAACGUGAGACACGUGAACGAUUUUGAGUGGCUGAAGCAAUGCAGAUUUUAUUUCAAAGAGGAUAUAGACAAAACUCUAAUUCUGAUCACUGAUGUCAACUUUACUUAUCAAAACGAGUACCUUGGAUGCACAGACAGACUUGUGAUCACACCUCUAACGGACAGGUGCUACAUAACGUUGGCACAGGCCCUGGCGAUGAGUAUGGGCGGCGCUCCUUGUGGCCCCGCGGGCACAGGCAAAACCGAAACCGUCAAGGACAUGGGCAAGACGCUUGCCAAAUACGUGGUCGUUUUCAACUGCUCCGACCAAAUGGAUUACCGCGGCUUAGGCCGCAUUUAUAAGGGACUGGCGCAAUCGGGCUCAUGGGGCUGCUUCGACGAAUUUAAUCGAAUAGAGCUACCCGUGCUGUCGGUAGCUGCACAGCAAAUUGCCGUCGUUUUGGGCGCAAAGAAGGAAAAGAAGAAGCAGUUUGUUUUCACGGACGGAGACACGAUUACGCUUUGUCCAGAGUUCGGAAUUUUCAUCACCAUGAACCCUGGGUAUGCGGGGCGUAAGGAAUUGCCAGAAAAUUUGAAAAUCCAGUUUCGCACGGUAGCCAUGAUGGUGCCUGAUCGGCAGAUUAUUAUUCGUGUGAAGCUGGCAAGUUGCGGCUUUUUGGAAAAUAUUACUCUGGCUAGAAAGUUCUAUACGUUAUAUAAAUUGUGCGAGGAGCAGCUUACAAAACAAGUCCAUUAUGAUUUUGGUUUGCGAAAUAUCCUCUCAGUGUUGCGUACGCUUGGAGCUGCAAAAAGGGUAAAUUUGAAAGACACGGAGAGCAUGAUAGUCAUGAGAGUGCUCAGAGACAUGAAUCUUUCAAAACUGAUAGACGAGGACGAGCCACUAUUUAUGUCACUUGUUUCUGACUUAUUUCCAAACCAAAAUCUCGAGAAAACGGGUUAUCCUGAGCUGGAGACGGCCAUUCAACAACAAGUUGAAGAAGCGGGACUUGUUUACCAUCCUCCUUGGGUACUUAAGCUCAUUCAGCUAUACGAAACACAAAGGGUCCGACACGGAAUUAUGACCUUGGGCCCAACUGGCGCCGGCAAAACGACGUGCAUCCAGACCCUGAUGAAGUCCCUAACUGCGAUGGGCCAAACCCACCGAGAAAUGCGCAUGAACCCGAAGGCCAUAACGGCGUCUCAGAUGUUCGGGCGGCUGGAUGUGGCCACAAACGACUGGACGGACGGAAUCUUCUCCGCUCUGUGGAGGAAAACCCUCAAGACGAAGAAGGGCGAACACGUAUGGCUGGUGCUCGACGGGCCUGUGGACAGUAUUUGGAUCGAGAAUCUCAACUCGGUGCUUGACGACAACAAAACGCUCACGCUUGCAAACGGUGAUCGGCUUUCGAUGGCCCCGACGUGCAAGAUUAUUUUUGAACCUGAAAAUAUCGACAAUGCAUCGCCGGCAACUGUUUCUCGAAAUGGAAUGGUUUACAUGAGCUCAAGUGGUCUGGAUUGGAAGCCAGUAUUGCAAAUGUGGCUUCAGAAGCAGAACGCCCGCGAGGUGAAAAUAUUCCAAGAGCUCUUUGACUCUUCAUUUGCCACUAUAUAUUCUUGGAUGAGCCAAAAUUUGGCACCGAAGAUGAAAGUUUUGCAAUGCAAUAUCAUUCAACAAAUGUUAGAUAUCUUAGAAGGACUAGUGCCCAAAGAACAGGAAAAAUCAGAAGAAGAGAAUUUUGAGGAGCCGCCAACUCCAGAUACAGCCAAAAAACCAGCUGACGGAACUCAAAUUCCAACAAUUGAAGUCGAGGCUGAGGACGAUGACGAGCAGGACAAAGUAAAGAUCUCCACUCAGCUGACGAAUAAGCACUUGCAAAGAUUUUACGUUUUUGCGCUUGUCUGGGGUAUGGGAGGCUUGUUAGACACCGCCGACCGCCAGCUCUUUGACACUUUCAUAAGGGAAAAACUGUCGUUGGACCUGCCUCACAAGAAGUCAGACAAGGGAGCCACUGUCUUUGAUUACGUAGUCAGUCAAUCGGGUGAAUGGGAGCACUGGAACUCUCUAUUAGUCCCAUACGUGUACCCUGAAAACAGCACGCCUGACUACAGCUCCAUUUUAGUGCCUAUCAUCGAAAACGUGCGAAUGGAUUAUUUGAUCGAUGUAAUUGCUAAGCAGGGGAAGGCGAUUAUGUUGAUUGGCGAGCAAGGCUCUGCGAAAACGGUCAUGAUGAAAUCUUAUAUGAAAAAGGCCAAUGCGGACACGCACCUGAGCAGAAUUUUUAAUUUCUCCUCUGCAACUACUCCUCAGCAAUUCCAAAAAACCAUUGAAAGCUACGUUGAAAAGCGAAUGGGUAACACUUAUGGCCCGCCUGGCGGGAGAAGGAUGUUGGUUUUCAUUGACGACAUCAACAUGCCGCAUAUAAAUGAAUGGGGCGAUCAAGUUACAAAUGAAAUUGUGCGCCAAUUGAUGGAAAUGGGAGGCUUUUACAGUCUUGACAAGCCUGGAGAUUUCACUCACAUAGUAGAUAUGCAAUUUGUGGCAGCUAUGUGUCAACCAGGUGGAGGAAGAAAUGAUAUCCCAUCACGGCUAAAACGCAAAUUCUGCAUUUUUAAUUGCACGUUGCCAACAGACGAGUCGAUAGACCGCAUUUUCUCCGUGAUUGGAGAGGGCCACUACAACGUAAAACGAGGUUUCGUGCCAGAUGUUCGAAAUCUGGUGAAAAAACUGGUGCCGCUGACCAGAGUGCUUUGGCAGCACACGAGAGCUAAUUUACUGCCGACUCCGGCGAAAUUCCACUACGUUUUCAGCUUGCGCGAUUUGUCGCGAAUUUGGCAAGGAAUGGUCGGCACUUUGAGCACUGUCAUUGAAAAUGAGCGAGUUCUCGUUUCCCUCUGGAAACACGAGUGCGUUCGCGUCUUCUCGGACAGAUUUGUAUCCGAGGAAGACAAGGAGUGGUUCAAUGUGAAGCUAGUUGAGCUAGUUGGCAAACAUUUGGGAGAAAAUUACAAGAAAAUGGCUGAGCCUGAGGAGGUGUUUGUCGACUUCAUGAGGGAUGCGCCUGAACCAACCGGAGAAGAGGGAGAGGACGCAGAUAUGGAACUGCCCAAGGUUUAUGAGCCAGUUAAUGGCUACGAUGAACUCAAGGAGAGAUUGGAAAUGUUUCUUUCGCAAUACAAUGAGAUGCAAAGAGGCGCUGGAAUGGAUCUCGUCUUUUUCCCUGACGCUAUGCUCCACUUAGUCAAAAUAUCAAGAGUAAUAAGGCAUCCAAGAGGAAAUGUUAUGCUAAUUGGCGUGGGAGGCUCAGGCAAACAGUCUCUGACAAAGCUGGCUUCCUUCAUUGCUGGCUACAAAACUUUCCAGAUAACCCUUACUAGGUCAUACAACAUAGCAAACUUCCUCGAGGACUUGAAAUUCCUCUACCGGACUUGCGGCGUCCAAGGCAAAGGAACGACCUUCCUAUUCACAGAUUUAGAUAUUAAGGAGGAAGGUUUCUUGGAGUACUUGAACAACAUUCUAUCAUCCGGCGUUAUUUCGAAUCUUUUUACUCGAGACGAGCAGCAAGAAAUCAUUUCUGAACUGACGCCAAUAAUGAAGAGGGAAUUCCCGAAAAUUACUCCAACCGCUGAGUUGGUAAUGGAAUACUUUUUAUCGCGCGUCUGCCAGAAUUUACACGUGGUCUUUUGUUUUUCACCGGUUGGCGAGAAAUUCAGAAACCGCGUGUUGAAAUUUCCUGCAUUGGUGUCUGGCUGCACGGUGGACUGGUUCCAGCCGUGGCCAAGAGACGCUUUGGUUGAAGUAGCCAAACACUUUAUUCAGGACUUCGAGAUUGCCUGUACCAACAAGGUGAAAAUGGAGUUGGUCGAAGCGCUCGGCUCGAUUCAAGACAUCGUGUCCAAUAUGUCGGCGGAAUACUUCCAAAGAUUCCGACGAGCGACACACGUAACUCCAAAGUCUUACCUGAAUUUCAUCGGUGGCUACAAAAACAUCUACCAGAGCAAGCAACAGGAACUUGGGCAGGGUGCUGAGCGAAUGGACACCGGUCUCGCAAAGUUAAAGGACGCGUCCAAGUCGGUGGAGAUUCUGAAACAGGAGUUAGCUAUUAUGGAAAAGGACUUGGCUUUGGCCUCUGAAAAGGCUGAAAAGGUUCUGAGCGAAGUGACGGAGCGAGCCAUGCAGGCUGAGCAGUUCAAAAAUCAAGUGCAGAAGGUGAAGGAAAAGGCCGAGGCUCUGGUCGAGAAUAUUGCUCAGGAAAAAGCGAUUGCUGAGGAAAAACUCGAGGCGGCCAAACCAGCGCUUGAGGAGGCGGAGGCGGCACUUAACACUAUUAAACCUGCUCAUAUCGCUACGAUUCGAAAGCUUGGACGGCCACCUCAUCUAAUUAUGCGAAUCAUGGACUGUGUGCUGAUACUGUUUCAACGAAAGUUGCACGCAGUCAUCGGAGAUACGGCCGCACCUUGCCCCAAGCCUUCAUGGGCCGAGUCACUCAAGAUGAUGGCGAGCACUACCUUUUUGCUUCAGCUGCAAAAUUACCCAAAAGAUAUUAUCAACGAUGAGAUGAUCGAGCUGCUGCACCCCUACUUUGAAAUGGAGGAUUAUAAUAUGGAAACAGCCAAAAGGGUGUGCGGAGACGUGGCCGGAUUGUUGUCUUGGACAAAAGCAAUGUCGUGCUUCCACUCGGUCAAUAAAGAAGUCCUGCCUCUCAAAGCUAACUUGGCAAUGCAAGAGGCACGUUUAAAAGUGGCCAUGGAUGAUUUGGCGAAGGCAGAACGUGAACUUGAGGAGCGUGAAGCGGCUCUUUGCCAGGUGAAGGCGCAAUACGAUGCGGCUGUGUCUGAAAAGCAGCGUCUGACGGACGCAGCCACCGUCUGCUUGAGGAAAAUGCAGGCGGCCAGUGCUCUGAUCAACGGUCUUGGUGGCGAAAAAAUUCGGUGGACCCAACAGAGCAAAGAUUACAAAGAACAACUUGGCAGGUUGGUUGGAGAUGUGGUUAUUGCUACAGGAUUUCUGUCGUAUUGCGGCCCUUACAACCAAUCUUUCCGAGCGAGUCUUGUCAACGGUUGGAUGGAAAUUUUGAGGGACAAGCAAAUACCUUUCACCCAAAACCUGAACAUCAUCAACAUGCUCAUCGAAAACUCAACAAUUUCUGAGUGGACACUGCAAGGUCUGCCAAAUGACGACCUUUCAGUGCAAAAUGCCCUGAUUGUAACCAAGUCCAGUUCAUAUCCUCUGCUGGUCGACCCGCAAAACCAGGGAAAAAUGUGGAUAAAGAACAAGGAGGGUGGUAACGACCUUCAGAUCACAUCGCUGAACCACAAAUAUUUCCGCACCCACUUGGAGGAUAGCUUGUCUCUAGGGAGGCCUUUAUUAAUAGAGGACGUCGGGGAAGAGCUUGAUCCAGUCAUCGAUAAUGUGCUCGAGAAGAAUUUUAUUAAGUCUGGCUCAAUAGAAAAAGUUAUUGUGGGCGACAAGGAGUGUGAUGUGAUGCCAGGAUUCAUGCUAUACAUCACUACGAAAUUGCCCAAUCCGGCAUAUUCCCCUGAAAUAAGUGCUAAGACGUCUAUAAUUGAUUUCACAGUCACCAUGCAAGGCUUGGAGGACCAACUUUUGGGACGUGUUAUUUUAAUGGAAAAGUCAGAGUUAGAAGCAGAAAGAGUUGCCUUGUUUGAGUCGGUGGUGCAAAAUCAAAGGAGAAUGAAAGAGUUGGAGGCCAAUUUGCUAGAGCGUUUAACGUCAACCCAAGGUUCCCUUGUGGACGAUGAAGCAUUGAUCCAAGUUCUGCAAACGACGAAAACAACGGCUGAGGAGGUGAACCAAAAGCUGAAAGUAUCAGCGCAGACGGAAAAGAAAAUCACAGUGGCGCGAGAAGAAUUUCGGGCAGUGGCUGCGAGAGGGUCAAUUUUAUAUUUCCUAAUUGUGGAAAUGAGCAAUGUCAACACUAUGUACCAAAAUUCCCUGAAACAAUUCCUGAUUACAUUCGACAACUCCAUUACCAAGUCUAAAAAGAGUGCGAUUACCGAAGAGCGAAUCAACAACAUUUUGCGCUACUUGACUUUCGAAGUUUGGAAAUUCACGCAAAGAUCACUUUAUGAAAAGCACAAGGCCCUGUUUACACUGAUGUUGGCCAUGAAAAUAGAUCUGUCAAUGGGGAAAAUAAGUCACGAUGAAUUCAUGGCAUUUAUCAAAGGCGGCGCUUCAUUGGACUUGAAUGCUGUUACUCCAAAACCGUUCAGGUGGAUUUUGGAUAUAACCUGGCUGAAUCUAGUGGAGAUCAGCAAACUUCCCACCUUUGAUGACGUCCUCCAAAGAAUUCAAAAUAACGAAAAAGAGUGGAAGACUUGGUACGAAAAAGAGAGACCCGAAGAGGAAGAAAUUCCGUGCGGAUAUCAAAAGUCGCUAGACGUGUUUAGGAGACUGCUCUUAAUUCGAUCGUGGAGCCCUGACAGAACUUUAUCACAAGCACGACAAUACGUCAUGCAAUCACUAGGGCCUGAAUAUGGCGAAGCAUGUAUUUUGGACCUUGAUGCCACCUGGGAGGAAUCUGAGCCUCGGACGCCAUUGAUUUGCAUGCUCUCUAUCGGUUCAGAUCCAUCACCCCAAAUCGCAGCCUUGGCAAAGCAAAGAGACAUAAAAAUUCGUUCCGUGUCAAUGGGUCAAGGGCAAGAACUGCACGCUAGGAAACUGAUACAGGAGUCAAUGAUCCACGGAGGUUGGGUGCUGAUGCAGAAUAUCCACCUUUCACUACCGUUCUGCAGCGAGAUCAUGGAUUUCCUGGUCGAAACAGACGUAAUUCACGACUCCUUCCGACUUUGGAUGACAACGGAGGUGCAUACACAAUUCCCUAUUGGGUUGUUGCAGAUGGCCAUUAAGUUCACGAACGAGCCACCGCAAGGGAUUAGAGCCAGUUUAAAGCGGACUUAUCAGAACAUAACACAAGAUUCUCUUGAUUAUUCCUCCCAAUCGCAAUGGCCUCCACUACUGUAUGCGGUAGCCUUCCUGCAUACUGUGGUCCAGGAAAGAAGAAAAUUUGGGCCAUUAGGCUGGAAUAUUCCAUACGAGUUUAAUCAAGCUGACUUUGCGGCCAGCGUACAAUUCAUCCAAAACCACCUUGAUGACAUGGACCCCAAAAAGGGAAUAUCGUGGCCCACGGUGUGCUACAUGCUUGGCGAAGUCCAAUACGGCGGCCGGGUAACUGACGACUUCGACAAGCGCCUAUUGCUUACUUUCACACACGUGUGGUUUUGCGACGUGCUUUUGAGGCCAGGAUUCGAAUUUUACAAAAACUACAAGGUUCCGGUGACUCGAAAUUUGCAAGGUUACGUAGACUACAUCAACAGCCUGCCGGCCACGGACACGCCAGAGGUUUUCGGCCUCCAUCCUAAUGCAGAUAUAACCUAUCAGAUAAACACCGCCAAAGGGAUUUUGGACACAAUUUUGAGCGUGCAGCCAAAGGAAGGUGGUAGCCAAGGAGGAGAGACAAGGGAGAGCAUUGUCUACCGUCUCGCAGAGGACAUGCUCGAAAAGCUGCCUAAACCAUAUAACAAUUUUGAGGUUCGCGAGGCAUUGAACCGAAUGGGCGCCCUGCUCCCCAUGAAUAUUUUCCUCAGACAAGAAAUAGAUAGAAUUCAAAGAGUAAUAAGAGAGGUCCACACUACUUUGUGCGAUCUGAAACUAGCAAUAGACGGAACAAUUAUUAUGAGCUCGGCACUAAAGGAGUCACUGGAUGCCAUGUACGACGCACGAAUACCUGCUCGCUGGCAAAAGAUGUCGUGGGAGUCAACGACUCUCGGAUUCUGGUUCACCGAGCUGUUAGAGAGAGACUUCCAGUUCCGCAAGUGGAUCGCUAAUGGAAGACCUCACGUGUUUUGGAUGACAGGAUUUUUCAAUCCACAGGGAUUUCUGACUGCAAUGAGACAAGAAGUAACGCGCGCUCACAAGGGCUGGGCACUCGAUUCUGUUGUGCUUCAAAACCUCAUAACCCGCUAUUCAAGAGAGGAACUGCACGAAGGUCCUCCUGAGGGAGUCUACGUUUACGGUCUUUUCCUUGAAGGAGCCAGUCUGGACAGAAAAACUUGCAAGUUAAUCGAGAGCAAGCCCAAAGUAUUGUACGAGCAAAUGCCUGUCAUCUACAUAUACGCCAUAAACACAACGGCGGGCAAAGACCCAAGGCUGUAUGAGUGCCCAAUUUACAAGAAGCCUUGUCGUACAGACCAAAAGUACGUGGGCUCGGUCGACUUCGAGACGGACAAUAACCCAAGGCACUGGACACUUAGAGGAGUAGCCCUAUUAUGCGACAUAAAAUAA